This is a messenger RNA of Verticillium dahliae VdLs.17, 90 nucleotides long. RefSeq lists its product as uncharacterized. NCBI's taxonomy places the organism in Eukaryota, Fungi, Ascomycota, Sordariomycetes, Glomerellales, Plectosphaerellaceae. The coding region runs from base 1 to 90 and encodes 29 amino acids. The transcript is spliced from 2 exons. The record is from RefSeq and is a predicted model, not a curated record.
AUGUCUCCUCCCCAUCUUAAGUCAGGCCACAGGAUAUACAUCACGGGCGACACGUUGUGCCUCGACGAACUCAAGGCCACCCCACGAUGA